AUGAAAGAUAUAGAAGCACUACCGAAGGGAUUAAAAGAAAAGAAACUAUAUGAAACAUACCAAGAAAAAUUAUUUGAAAUAACACAAUGGUAUGACAAACAAAAUGAAGAAACUCGAAGAAUAUAUACAAGAGACCUGGAUGAAGGUGAGAUACGACAUAUCGAGAACUCAGAAAAUGUUCUUGAUAUUAGGCCAGAACAGUAUAUUAAUCUGACAGAAGCUCAAAGAAGAGCAACACAAGCUAAAUUAACAGCAAUAGAAAUAUCAACUAACCAGAAAAAAUUAAAUAUAACAAAAAGACAAAAAGAACAAGAAGACAAAAAAGAAAAACAGAAUGAAUAUAAAACACAUAGAGUAACAACAAGUAGUGUAAGCGAAGCAUCCUCCUCUUGGAGUGAUGACUCCGCUACAGAAGAUGCAAAAAGCAUUGAAAAUGCCAGAACCACCAACAGUACAAGCAUAGAAGCUACAAAAAUCGUGGUUUUCCAACUAUGUGACCAGAUAGGGAAGUACCCAGAUAAAAAAGAAGAAUCACUAGUAAAGCAGAGUAACUUCCAUAGAAAACAAAAAAGCACAUAUACCAACGCACAUAAGUGUGAAAGAUCAAGUAGUCAUAAUAGAACCACCAGUAUCACUUCUAUCAUAGGAUUAGUGUAUGAUCCACAAACAGGAAAUUCAUGUAGCUCUAGCUCCACAAAAAGUGUAAAACAAUUCACAUCGAAUGCAGGAGCUACAACACCAAUAAAACCAAGAAACAACCAAGAUGAAGCAAUAAACUUAGAAAAAUAA
Molecule: messenger RNA, 789 nt
Organism: Racocetra persica
Lineage: Eukaryota; Fungi; Glomeromycota; Glomeromycetes; Diversisporales; Gigasporaceae
Source: the annotation of a GenBank genome assembly